AUGUCCAAGGCACCUGUCCUCAUCACUGGAGCAUCCAGUUUCAUUGGUGCUCAUAUCAUUGAUCAAUUUCUAUCCGAGGGUACUCCAGUCCGUGGUGUCGUUCGCUCUCAGUCUUCGGCGGAUCGAAUUCUCGAAGUGAAUUCUCAGCACUCUUCGCUCCUCAGUUUCGUUAUUGUCCCGGAUAUUACCAAGCCAGGUGCCUUUGAUGAGGCUGUAAAGGGUGUUGAUGGCGUCAUUCACAUUGCUUCACCAUUCACACCAAAGAUUGAAGACAACGAGAAAGACCUGCUUAUUCCGGCUAUCCAAGGCACUAUUCGAGUGCUAGAAUCGACGUAUAAACAUGCUCCUCAGGUGAAACGUGUCGUCAUCACUGCAUCUUUUGCCUCCAUCGUAGAUGUAUCGAAAGGCGUUCGGGACGGUUACGUCUACGAUGAGAAAGACUUCAAUCCUGCCACCUAUGACGAGGCCAAGUCUCAGGAUACCGACUUUGGCUUUGCUUAUUGCGCCUCUAAAGUGUUGGCUGAGAAAGCCGCUUGGAACUUUGUGGAAGAAAAGAAGCCUCAGUUUACCGUCACGGUCAUCAACCCUCCCGUUGUAUAUGGCCCUAACCGUCAUUACAUCGACGAUCUCGACAACAUCAAUACUUCAUCUGGCAUGUUCUACUCUCUUAUGAACGGCUCCCGGCUGGAGGUGCCUCCGACAUCUUUCUGGGCCAUAGUCGACGUUCGCGAUGUUGCCCUCGCCCACAAAGUGGCAUACUACAAGCCCGAAACAGCGGGGCAGCGAUAUCUGACCACGCUGGGUCGCUUUAGCUUCCAACAGAUCUGUGACAUCCUGCGGGAGGAGUUUCCCAACCUCCGUGGCCGCGUCCCAGUCGGCAGCCCCGGGGAGCCGAUCACCGGUGUCUACGAUGUGGAUAAUACCAAGGCCAAGAAGGAACUCGGCAUAGAGUUCAUUUCCCUGCGCCAACUGGUAAUUGACACAGCCAACAAUUUUCUGGACAUCGAAAAGCGCCUUGGCGUCCAGAUCGCGAACUGA
Molecule: messenger RNA, 1038 nt
Organism: Trichoderma aggressivum f. europaeum
Lineage: Eukaryota; Fungi; Ascomycota; Sordariomycetes; Hypocreales; Hypocreaceae
Exons: 1
Coding region: 1-1038 (345 amino acids)
Molecular function (GO): oxidoreductase activity, acting on the CH-OH group of donors, NAD or NADP as acceptor
Source: RefSeq, a predicted model, not a curated record